Messenger RNA from Monodelphis domestica (gray short-tailed opossum), 1858 nucleotides. RefSeq names its product transmembrane 4 L six family member 19 (gene TM4SF19). NCBI's taxonomy places the organism in Eukaryota, Metazoa, Chordata, Mammalia, Didelphimorphia, Didelphidae. Gene Ontology annotation, cellular component: membrane. The record is from RefSeq and is a predicted model, not a curated record.
ACACACACACACACACACACAUCUUUCUUAACCCCUACACCAGACAGAGGAGCAAACCCAUCAUCAGGACAGUGGGACACAUCUGGGGCUACAGACCAGCUGCAUCAAGGAAAAGAAAACUGUGCUUUAGGCUCACACUCUCAUUGGCAUUCCUGGUCUUCAUUGGGCACAAGGAGGAGGAAGAGAAUCCCAGAGUCUUAGCACAGUUCCUGCCCCAACCUGUGAUGGCGUGUUCUCGGUCAUGUUCCCGCAUCCUGGGGGUCAGCCUUGGCCUCUCAGCCCUAUUUGCUGCUGGGGCCAACCUUGCUCUAUUCUUUCCUGACUGGGAAGUGACCUCUCUGAGGAAUGGCCUUAUAGGCAAGCAUGCUUUGAGGGGCUCAGGCCUUUGGGGAGGGGGCCUAAUGGUGUUCUUGGCAUCUAUUCUCAUCUCGCUGGUAGGCUGGCGCCAGGGCUGCUUCAGGAACAGUGGGGCCUGCAAAAGCAUGCUUGUUUCUCUGCUGGCGAGUUGCCUGGCUUUUUUUGGAGCCUUUGUUUGCUUUAUCACAUCUGGUGCGGCCCUGAAGAAUGGCCCUUUCUGCAUGUUUGAUGUUUCCUGGUCCAAUGAGACACAAGCCUCCAAGUACGGCUAUCCAUUUCAAGACUUGACCGACAGGAAUUACCUUUAUGACCGUUUUCUUUGGGAUUCAGUCUGUCUCGAGCCUUCGAGAGCUGUCAUCUGGCAUGUAACUUUCUUCUCCACACUCCUGGGUGUCAGCGUCCUCCAGAUUAUGCUGGUAUUAGUCCAAGUAAUCAACAGCUUCUUGGGCUUCUUUUGUGGCUUCUUUGAGAAGAGAGAGGUAAUUUCUGUUUUGGGUGCCUCUAGAGCAAAAUGGGUCUUAGUGUCCCCUAGGAUUCCUCCUUAGAAUUCUUGAGCUAACAUUUACUUAAGAGUUUAAUGUUUGCAAAAGGGGUUUGUAUAUAUUAUCUUAUUUAAGACUUUCAAAACUCCGUGAGAUAGGUGCUAUUGUUAUCCCCAUUUCACAUGUAAGGAAACUAAGCUUGAAAUAGGUUAAGUGAUUUACCUAGGGUCCUGGUUAUUAUGUGAGGGGAUUGAUUUGAAGUCAGGUGCUCCUGGGUCCAAGCCCAGCACUCCAUCCCUUAUAUCACCUAUGGUUGAUCUAGAAGAUAGAGACAGAGAGUCCAAACAGUUAGGAACUGGAGCUGAAUAUAGAUAAAGGAUUGUGUGUAUGUGGAGGGAAGAGCACUCUAAAGAUGUUCAAGGACUAGGGAGGCAAAGCACAUAGAUGGAGAAAAAUAAAGGAGAAGAAAGUCCUAGAAAUAAUGUUAGGGUAGAAGAGAAUGCCAAAAAGAAAGAUUUCUGGACAAUUCCACUUAUUUUAGUAUAUGUACUGCCAAAGCAAGCCCCCAUUUAUUUUAGGAGAGAUAGUUCAGAUGCAAUUUAGUUGCUAGCAAGAUGUCUCUGGGGGAUUUUCAGUUAGGAUGACUUAAAGGAAAUUGUGGCUAAACAAUUGAAAAAAUGUCACUUGCUCAUGGAUAGGUCUAACCAACAUGAUAAAAAUGACAAUUCUACAUAAAUCAAUCUACCUGUUCAGUGCCAUACCAAUCAAACUACCAAAAGUUAUUUCAUAGAGCUAGAAAAAUAAUAACAAAUUUCAUCUGGAAGAACAAAAUUUUAAGAAUAUCAAGGGAAGGAGGUCCUAGGUUAAAAUCUCGCUUUGUAUACUUCCUAGCUGUAUGACCCUGGGCAAGUUAUUUAAUUCUAAUGAUCUAGCCCUUAUCACUCUUUUGCUUUGGAACCAAUAUUUGAUAUUGAUUUUAAGAUGAAAGGGAAAGGUAUAAAAAAAAAUCUGGUAUUAGC